Molecule: messenger RNA, 609 nt
Organism: Gregarina niphandrodes
Lineage: Eukaryota; Apicomplexa; Conoidasida; Eugregarinorida; Gregarinidae
Exons: 3
Coding region: 1-609 (202 amino acids)
Biological process (GO): vesicle-mediated transport
Cellular component (GO): membrane
Source: RefSeq, a predicted model, not a curated record
AUGUCUUCGAUCUUUGCGUCAGAUGGCAAAGAUAGCUUGCAGGACUUCAGUAAUGACGUGGAGGCGGUGGAAAUACAUGUCAACGAGCUCAGCGUCAAGGUUUCUAACCUCCUCAACAACGUCAUGAGCUCCAAAUCCAGCCAAGACUGCUUGCAAGCACUGCAGAAGAGCCGGGACGUCAUCGAGCGAGCCAAAACACGCGACCGAAAAAUACGCCUUGAACUUGCUUCUGCCACCACCGAGGUACCCACGGCGCUGCGGAUGCAAAAAAACAAACUCAGCAGCGCCCUCGAAACCAAAGUCAAACAGUUCAACCAGCUGUCUAAGCAAAUCGAUAACGCAAUAGAACGUGCCGCCAAAACACCACUUGCGCGCUCAGCGUCGCCCUUGCCUCCCUUCCUCACGCCCGAAAGACGAGCAGACCAAACAUCCAUUGUCAUCAACACUCUCGACAACACAGACAACCUCCAGACGCUGAGACAAGUCCACCAGGGACUCGAAACAACCCAACAAAUCUUUGACGAGCUGGACUGCCUCGUUCGCCAGCAACAGCAGCAGUUCGGGACACUGGAAAGCGCGGCCGCGAAUACCAAACACUUCACCAAGUAA